AUUAAGCCAAGAGUAUCUUUCAAUGACAGAUGAUGGGAAAUUAGUGCACAUUAAAGAUGCUGGAUUGGAUGUUGACUCUGAACAUAUCGACAAAUCAUCCGUUGAACCAAUUCAACCAGCUAAAUCUACAAGUGUAGAUGAUCCUGGACUGGGUCAAGGUUCUUCAGAAUUGAAAGAUGAGGAGGACAGUGCCGAUAUUCUACUGAGUGUCCUCGCAAGAGCUCAAAGGGCAAGACCGCCUGUCCUGCAGAAGAUCACCGCACUGGAGCCAAAGCAGGAGAUUAGAGAUGAUACGCUUCCCACAAUAGUCAUUAUACCAUCUGAAUCUCCAGAUCCAACAGAGUUGAAAGGAAGUAAACAUGGGGUGUCCGUUCUAGAGGCUUUACUUGAGGCUUCCACAUGUAAAACGCCUUCCUACACUGCAGAUGCUUGGAAGGACGAAGGAGUCGAUUCAGAUGACGAUGAUGAUGAAACUUCACUGUCCAGCUAUGGGUCAGAUCUCUCUAGCAGAAAAGGCUAUUCAGCUAGCGCAUUGUCUCUUACUGAUCGCACCAGUAGUUUGCUGAGCGUGUACAGCGAUGCGGGGGAUUUUGGGAAUGUUGAGGUGCAGGGCUCUGUGGAGUUUGCAGUGAUGUACAGCCCUGUUGGAGAGCUGAUCAUUAUGAUUGAACAGUGUCAGGAUCUGGCUUUUGCUAAUCCUCGUAAACAACGCACGGACCCUUAUGUGAAGACUUACCUCUAUCCAGAUAAGUCUCGCCGCAGCAAAAGGAAAACUUCUAUUAAGAAACGGACCGUGAAUCCAGUUUAUGUGGAAUCUCUGAGAUACAAAGUGAAGCGCGAAGAGCUUCCGGAAAAGACUCUAAAUCUGUCCGUGUGGCACAAUGACUCCAGGGGCCGAAAUGUGUUCCUGGGGCAGGUUGAGAUUAGUCUUAAGACCUGGGACUGGGGACAUGAAGCCCUCACCUGGUACAACCUACAGUCAACGACUGCAGAGAAUCAAGAAUCGCAAGAGUCUAAUGGAUUUUUGUCAGUUUCACUAAAAUAUGUUCCUCAGGAGUCCACCGGUGGGUCGAAGAACUGCACUGGGGAGAUUCAUGUCUGGCUGCGGGAGGCAAAAGAAUUACGUGGGCUUAAGCCUCAGGGAGUGGAUUCUUUUGUUAAGUGCUACAUUUUACCGGACACCAGAAAGAAAAGCCGUCAGAAGACCCGUGUUGUAAAAAAGAGCCAGGACCCUGUGUAUAACCAUGCCAUGGUGUAUGACGGGUUCAAAGCUGGGGAAGUCAGUGAGGCCUGCUGCGAAUUGACCGUUUGGGAUCACAACAAACUCUCUAAUCAGUUUCUCGGAGGUCUGCGCCUCAGUCUUGGAACAGGGAAGAGCUAUGGCAAGAAAGUUGAUUGGAUGGAUUCACUGAAUGAAGAAGUUCAAAUAUGGAAAAGAAUGUUGGCCAAUCCAAACUGCUGGGUUGAGGGAGAGCUUCCCCUGAGGUCCUCCAUGACCCCGAGGAAAUGAACCUCCUGAUCUUGAAUGUUUAGUUGCGAGAGAAAAACAAUUCUUGGUUCCCAAAA
This is a messenger RNA of Rhinichthys klamathensis goyatoka, 1566 nucleotides long. RefSeq names its product synaptotagmin-like protein 2. The transcript is spliced from 10 exons. NCBI's taxonomy places the organism in Eukaryota, Metazoa, Chordata, Actinopteri, Cypriniformes, Leuciscidae. Gene Ontology annotation, molecular function: neurexin family protein binding. Gene Ontology annotation, cellular component: exocytic vesicle; plasma membrane. Gene Ontology annotation, biological process: exocytosis. The coding region runs from base 23 to 1510 and encodes 495 amino acids. The record is from RefSeq and is a predicted model, not a curated record.